Molecule: messenger RNA, 5688 nt
Organism: Uranotaenia lowii
Lineage: Eukaryota; Metazoa; Arthropoda; Insecta; Diptera; Culicidae
Product: UDP-N-acetylglucosamine--peptide N-acetylglucosaminyltransferase 110 kDa subunit-like
Exons: 6
Coding region: 218-1150 (310 amino acids)
Biological process (GO): protein O-linked glycosylation
Molecular function (GO): protein N-acetylglucosaminyltransferase activity; protein binding
Source: RefSeq, a predicted model, not a curated record
GCAAAGUGGCACGGAGUGAACGACUAUAUCUCGUCCUAUCAGUUGUUCAAUGACGAUUUUCGCAUUGUACUUUUAGUUCACUAUCAGCACUAGCAGGAGCAGUGCAUCGAUUCAAUCCGUGUGAAAAUCAUUACUUUGUGCUCUACAGUGCAAUAAACUGCAAUUAUAGUGUGUAAUAUACAAGCGACGGCUUAGCUGCACUUCGAGCAUUUUUGAAAUGUCAUCUGCACAGCUGACUACUGAAUCCAGUAAAGAAAACUUUCAAACAUACCAGACAGUGUACUAUAUUAUUAGCGAUAGUGAGGUAGUGAUUGAAAACCCGAAAGUGAAGGGACAUCUGCAAUUGCAAACGCUCAAACCAGUCAAUUUUGACGACAGUACUGGAGCAGCCCUAUCACCAGUGGUAAUCCAGAAACGCAGAAAAAUCGAACCUAAAGCCAUAACAACAAUGCAAGCGCAGCUACCCACUGGAGCCCAGACGGCUCAACCCCCUCAGCAGAUCCAGAUCGUCCAGCAGGUCCAACAAGCCCAGACCGUGGUCAUCCAACAGCAGCCGCCACCACAAGCAAUACAACAACUGCAACAGCAGCAAGUGGUGCAGAACAAUGCAAAAAUCGAUCAGGCACAGCAGCUGUCCUCUGUUGGCUUGCUGGAGUUGGCUCAUCGUGAAUACCAAGCUGUCGACUAUGAGAAUGCUGAACGCCACUGCAUGCAGCUGUGGCGCCAGGAGAGCAACAAUACCGGCGUCUUGCUGUUGCUCUCAUCGAUCCAUUUCCAGUGCCGCAGGUUGGACAAAUCGGCUCAAUUUUCGACACUUGCCAUCAAGCAGAAUCCUCUACUAGCCGAAGCUUACAGCAAUUUGGGAAAUGUGUACAAAGAGCGCGGUCAGUUGCAGGAAGCCUUAGAAAACUAUCGACAUGCUGUUCGUUUGAAGCCUGAUUUCAUCGACGGUUACAUUAACUUGGCGGCCGCACUCGUAGCAGCGCGUGACAUGGAGCAGGCAGUUCAGGCUUACGUUACUGCACUACAAUAUAAUCCGGACUUGUACUGCGUACGAAGCGAUUUGGGAAAUUUGCUGAAAGCCCUCGGUCGUUUAGAUGAAGCCAAGUGUAUUUUUCUGUCGCAAAGAACUAAUUUAAUUACAGCCUAGAACAGCAGUGCUUAGCUCUCAUCAUCUCCUGGACACAUAACCGGUGCUGCCACAUUUGGGAUAACGCAUAUUAUGACUUAAUUAGAUCCUUAUAGGAGAAAUGUUAGCUCCAACAGGUAAAGUAACAGGUUUGACGAAAAAUUAAGGCUUCGUAUAAAGAUCCUAGGCUCAGAAAUGUAUCUGUCAGAAAUUUUUUUGAUUAUUGUCGUUUCGAAUAAGUUUGUUUCUAACAACCCUGAUAAGUUUUAACUUGCCUUUACAACAACCGAUUCGAUGAAGGAAUUAUAAAAUUGUUUUGUCUAAAAUUGUUUAAUCUGAAUUUUAAACUGUACCAACUGAAAGACUGUCAUAUGGAGUAUUAAAAAACGAAAUCAAUACAAUUGAACCAUGAUCAAGUAAUUGUAACUGGAUUUUUUUUAUCGAUUUUGAGGGUUUGAAUCACUUUAAAUUUAAAACUUGGCCAGAUUCAAACCUCAUAAAAGUAAGUAGAACUUCUCUGCAGAUAUAUCUGAACUAUGAUCUGUAUCCGAAGGUUAUUUUAAGUUGUUAUGUUUUUGUUCCAAGCUGAAGGCCUUAUAAAAGGAAUUAAACCCUCGAUAAUUUAUUUGCAUUUUCGUGUUAUAUUGAUUCCUUUUAGAAGAUUCAGACAAUGGAUGAAUGUUUUAUGAUGGGUUUGAUAUGGAUAAAAAAUAAAUCAUACAUUCCUUUUUCCCCAUAAUGUGAAACACUCAUCCAUUAAUUGGUUUCCAAAGUUUAAUCUCUCCGUUUGGUCGAAACUGAGUAUUUCUAAAUUUUUGCCGGUUAAAAUUAGUAACGAAUUUCAUGGAUAACAUUCAAAUUUCAAUUUUGUCAUUCCGUUAAAAAUUUGUUCAAGAUUCCAAAUUCUUAAUGUUUUGAAUCAACUUAAUACUCUGUUCAAUGAAAAAGUUGACCACGAUCAUAACCAGUAGUUCAAGGGCAGAUUUUGUUUUCUGUACGCUCUGAUUCUACGAGUAACAUUAUAUUUGUUAACAGUGAUAAAAUGGUUGUCGUUAACAUACUCGUUCGUACGUCAUUGUUGAGAUUAAACAGUAUUUGAACAGCUAAUUAUUUAUGAGAUUUACAGCUAGAUUAAAAAAAACAAAUCCGCCUUCCGAGGACAGCAGCAGCAGCAGUAAUUGUGCAGUGGAUUCGAGUGGAAGCAGCAGCGGCUGGAGAUUAUUUGCUUGGCAGAUAUUUUUUGUAUAAAGUUUUUUUUUAUAAUAUUAAACACACAAUCGAAGUUUAUUUAUUAGAACUGAUGAAUUAGUUUUCAAAUUUAGCAAUAAAUCUCCCAAUAAUUGCAAAAUAAGUAAGCUUCGAUCUAUUCUGCUGAUUAUGUUGAGAUAGUUUUCCUUAUAUAAUUUUCCCAUAUGCUGUAUUUCUUAAAAGCAUUUUCUUCACAGGUGCACCUAACAUAUUUCCUACAAUUAUUGAUUUCAUAAUAAUGUUUUUUUACUAAAUACUUUUUCAGAUUAUUUUUUAAAUAAGUUUCAAAAAAGUUUAAAACCGUAAGUAUUUUUACUUUAAUUUGUGUUUUAUUGUUUUGAAGAAGGUGGUCCUAAGCUUGGAUUUUUUUUCUUGAAAGAACAAAUAACGACAAUUAGUCGUGCGUUGUAUGAGAUGAAAAAAAACACCAGGGAUUGGAUAAGAUUUAUUUGAAGCAUCUUGGGUUUUAACUAAAAUAGUCAACGGCAUGCCGUUGCCUGAAUGCUGCAUAAGAUAAACAACAUUACUCGUGUGCUGAUUAACCAGGGUUUCUUACGUUGUGGUUCAAACAGAUGAAACAAAUCACAAUUUUACACCUCCAUCCACUGUCACAAAUUAAGUAUAGGGUUAUUUUUAUUCAUGCGUAUUGAUAAACGAUUGCAUUGAUCUAAAGGAUUAAACCCUCUGUCUAAAUGUUUCUCAAGAAAAAUUCGAGAGAUUCGACGUUUAAAAGUAACAAAACAAGUGAAUAACAACAAGAAAAAAUGUUUACUUAUGCACUGUUGCUACAAAUUUCGAUCUCUUUCGGUUAACCAACUGAAUCAAGAAAACAAAAGUCCGAGAAAGAAUGACCUUUUAAUAGGUUAAAUUCCUAUAAAAAAGGGAAAAAAAGAAAACAAAAGUCAGAUCAGUAGAGAAUGUAAGUUCCAUUGUAAACUGAGAAAUAUUGAUUUGAUUUGGUUUUGGAUAUGUUUUCUCGAAUACGCAUUCGAAUUGUGUAUUAUUCUCGACUGAAUUUUGUAUAAGGUACACUGCCGUUCCGAGCCAAACUAUCCUAUGUGAUUUUCAUUUUUUUGCUGGAAACUGUUUCUUUAAGUGUUAACUUUCGAAUAAAAUACAAUCAAAUAUACUUUAUUCUGAACUUAUACGAACUUUCCAUCAAGUUGGCUGUCUCUAUGUUGAUAUUUCUACGCAAGAGUGUCACACUACAGAAAAUUCUAUGAAAAAUGCCAAUUUUGUCAAAAAAUUCUCUUAAGAUGAGUAUAAAUUGUUGGAUAUAAUGCUAUUCACUGAAAGGAUCACUACAACAGAGGAUGAGGGAGGAGUGAUUUACUUAAAGGAAUUUUAACCAACACUUUUGGGUGGCACUACUUACAGGAUCGAUACUCAAAUAUACAUUUUUAUAAACAAAGAGGAACGUGUUCCUCAAAUUACGGUUGAUUGAUUGAAUUCCUUUUUUUUUCUGGGAAAAAUAGAAACUAUCAAAAUAAUAUUAUUUUCCGUUUGUUGUAGAAAAUGUAAUUUUAUUUGCAGAAAACAUUGCAAAAUGAUGAACUAGAAUUGUUCACUACGAAAAAACUGUCGGUGAAUUUUUAGUUUGAGAGAAGUUGGAAAUAUAACGAAAAUUUCAAUUGAGUUCUUAUCGUUUGCACGUUUUUUCACAUGGGACAAUUUGGCUUGGAACGGCAGUACACUGAGGUUGUUAAAUGUUAAUGUUUAAACACCACUCUGUUAAAUCUGAACUUAAACACAUUAACUUAGAAUUUGGAGAACAAAAAAUCUAUCUGUGAAAAUUCGAUAUAUUUUUUUCAAGAGUUUUUAGCAUUCUGAUUUCUGUGUGGGUAUUACUUGAAAAAAAAAAAACAUUUUUAGAAAAUAGUAGGUAUGAAGUAUAGGUAAAGUAAAGUUUAAAAACCAAGUCACGGAUAUUAAUUCAACUUUUUUAAUUCUUGUGAAAUAGGCACAAUAUUUUAAUAAAAGAUUUUGAACCUCAAUUUGAAUAUGACAUCGCUAUUUUAAUUUAGAAGAAUCAUUAACUUAACCUAUGUAUUCACAAAUGCCCCAUCGACAUAAUUUGCGAAUUUUUAAGUUUUAUUACAAAAAUUUGCAGUGGCUCCAGAGAGCUUACCUUCUCAGGUUGUUCACUUUUCCCGUUUCGAAAUUUGUUUGUCCACCUGCUGAAAAAUAAUACCUACUUCCUAAUUGUUAAAGAAUAUCAAACUGCAGUUAGAUGCGAUCAUUUCGAAAAUAUUCAACCAAUCAGCAGAAUAACUAAACUAACUUUGCUCUUACAGCACGGGAACUGCAGAAAAUAAUCUGUCAAGCAAGUUUCUUUCAGCAUGCAGUUCAGCUCAUCGAGACCAGUACACCAGUUCUGCCUGUUGUAGUUUUAGAUUUGUUGAAAUUUUUUAUUGUUGCGUUUCAGUUCAAUACUCUCACCACUUGAUUAGCUGUUUAAGUAACUAGUAUACUCUUCCAUACAGCUUACAUUCCAAAUCGCAAGCAAAUGGACAAUGUCAGAACGAGACCGAAGUUGCGUAAAUCCGGAUUUAUAGAUUUUCUCCCUUGUUAUUUAUUAGAUUUUGAUCUGAAAAUUAUUAAAAUGCUGUCCAAACAGAGGACUUUUUGCCUCUUGUUGGAAGUUACAACUAUUUUAAUUAUUUUAGAGACGAAGAAAAUGGUCAAACGGUAAAGAGUUUGACAUCUCCAACCUAUUGAACCCCACGAUGGACUAAAAAUUACAUUUUCUUGCCAGAAUAAACAUCGAGCACAGAAAAAUUGCACUGUAUUCACUGGACAAACGAGGCAGAAGCAAUUGGGUUAUUUACAACUAGGUGCUGAGCUAUACAGCAGCUGUCCCGAAUCGGUAUAAUUUCAGUUUGAUCGUCUAGAAUUGAAUUCCUUUGUCUGUCCGUCUGAUCAACGAACAGUUGUGCGACGUAGAAGGUGGAUGCAUGCGUGUGGUCUGUAUCAAUUAGUUGAACAAAGAAUUCAACAAAAUUCGCGCGAAAGUAGUUUUCAUAUUUCUUCUGGCGAACUGGUCAAAAUAUUUGUUGCCAAUGCUUUUUUCGAUUGAAUUGUAUUUUGAAAUAAAACUUAAAUUUGGAUAUUUUAUCAAAUCGUUUGGCUAAAGUCAAGGCAAAGGAAUAUGAAACAGAACUUAACCAUGUGCAAGUUUAUUGCAAUUGUUGAUCUUUUAUAACUAGUACAGCGGAUCUUGUAGAUAGGUUAAUGUUAUCUAGCAGCUUGAAACGUAAAGUUGCGAAUAUCAGGCGCGAUUCUUAAUCGUCGACGUGUUAAAAUGAUCAUUC